Molecule: messenger RNA, 735 nt
Organism: Saccostrea cuccullata (small rock oyster)
Lineage: Eukaryota; Metazoa; Mollusca; Bivalvia; Ostreida; Ostreidae
Product: complement C1q-like protein 4
Exons: 2
Coding region: 199-723 (174 amino acids)
Molecular function (GO): protein binding
Source: RefSeq, a predicted model, not a curated record
AGAAAAUUCAAUGCAUUUAAACAAACUGUAAUGGAACAACUUAGAAAUCUGGAGAUCGAAAACAAAAUGCAAGCGAAACUAAUAGCCAGUCAGGAAAGAUUGAUCUCCAGCCUUUAAGAAUCGCUCACAGGAAACGGCGAAACAUUGACCGAAGUACGCAGGGAAGAAAUAUCAACGAUAAAUUCUACACUCGUAGAUAUGGAAACACCGCAUUUACCUCUAAAGACCAUAUUAUCAACCUCAUGGCGGAAGAGAAUGAAGCAACCAAAGGUAAGCAGAAUCACCGACGCCCCUGAGUACCUCAUUGCUUUCUAUGCAUAUCUAACUACACCUGAAGUAAAUCCUGGAGCGCAUCACAUAGUUGUCUAUGACCAUGUUAUGACGAAUAAUGGACAGGGCUAUAAUAAACACACGGGAUCCUUUACUGCUCCCACGACUGGAGUUUACGUUUUCUCUUGGACGACAUUUGCUGACCCGCAUUCCUAUUUUCCGAUGGAGCUAACGGUUAACAGUGCUAGAGCUGGCAUUGUGUUUGUAGAAGGUGACACCACUUAUAAUGGAGUUACUGGUAUGGCCGCCGUUAAUCUUCAACUAGGAGACGCUGUAUAUGUAAGAUCUGAACCUGGAUACACUCCAGUUGGCAAUAUUUACAGCGAUCACAACACACAAACAUCCUUUUGUGGAUUGUGUCUUCCUGCUGAAAUACUCUGGAAGUAUUUCUGAGAUUUCAUGAUU